GCCGGGGUGCAGCGCUCUGCCGUGGUGGCCACCAGCCCAGGAGGUGUGGCGAGGGAGGUCCCGCCCCAGAGACGUGGAUGCCGAGGACACCGGCGCAGAUCCCAAGACCAGGACAGCCCCUAGCCUUAGGCUACCCUGGGGUCCCCAUAACGAAGGCAGGAGACCCGGCUCUGUCCUCAGGUCCUCCACCUGAAGUUGAAGGAGGCACAGCCGUGUGCCCAGGAAUCCCCAGAAGUCCCCAGACUGGUGGGGAGACGGAGUCUCCUCCCUCGGAGGUCUCCCGUGAUCCAAGAGGAGGUUAAUCUGGACACGGAGUGUCGAAUUGGACCGGAGUGAGGCUGGAAGCAGGGCCGUCAGGGCGGGGCCACUGUGACAUCCCUUUGAGCAGCAAGCACCCUACGAGGGUGGCCAACAGUGAGCACGGGAAGGAGGGACUGUGGGAGUUCCUGACAGCUAGGAUCUAGACUGAACUAUGAGCUCACCUCUGGCCUCCCUUAACAAGACCCGGAAAGUGCCCCUGCAGUCGGAACCUAUGAAUCCUGGAAGGCGAGGGAUAAGAAUCUAUGGCGAUGGUCCCCCAUACCACGACUCGGAUAUGGCGAGGAAGAUGCAAGAACUGGAGCAGCAGGUGAAAGCCCAGAGUGAUGAGAUGGUGUCCAAGGAUCAGAAGAUCCUGGCCCUGGAGGACCUGGUGCAGCGCCUGCAGCAGAACCAGGGUGAGGUAAGUGGGCAGCGGCAGGAGGAGCUACAGACCAUGUGCACGCAGCUGCAGCGGCAGGUCAGGGAGAUGGAGCGGUUCCUCAACGACUACGGCCUGCAGUGGGUGGGGGAGCCUAUGGACCAGGAGGAUUCGGAGGACAAGACGGUCUCAGAGGAGGAAGAGAGGGACUGGAUGACCGCCAAGAAGUUCUGGAAGCCAGGGGAUUCACUAGUGCCCCCUGAGGUGGACUUUGAUAGGCUGCUGGCCAGCCUGCAGGAUCUCAGUGAGCUGGUGGUAGAGGGUGACACCCAGGUGACGCCAGUGCCUGGUGGGGCACGGCUCCAUGCCCUUGAGCCCAUCCCGCUGAAGCUCUACAGGAAUGGCAUCAUGAUGUUUGAUGGGCCCUUCCGGCCCUUCUACGAUCCCUCCACACAGCGCUGUCUUCGGGACAUACUGGAUGGCUUCUUCCCUUCAGAGCUCCAGCGACUCUACCCUGAUGGGGUUCCCUUUAAGGUAAGUGACCUGCGCAAUCAGGUCUACCCUGAGGAUGGGCUGGGCCCAUUCCCGGGUGAGGGCCGUGUGGUAGGCCGACCAAAGGUGCGCAAGGCUUCGGACAGAGUGGAGGAGCACCCAGGCUCCAGGAUGACUGCUGAGAAAUUUCUGAACAGGCUUCCCAAGGUUGUGAUCCGACAAGGCCAGGUGAUUGACAUCCGGGGCCCCAUCAGGGACACCUUGCAGAACUACUGCCCACUACCUGCCCGGAUCCAGGAGACCAUAGUGGAGACGCCUGCCUUGGUGGCUGAGCGGGAAAGGAGUCAGAAGUCACCCAACACACCAGCACCCCCACUCUCCAUGCUGCGCAUCAAGUCUGAGAAUGGGGAGCAAGUCUUCCUCCUGAUGAUGUGGCCCAAUGACACUAUUGGUGAUGUGCGUGCCCUGCUAACACAGGCCAGGUGGGCACAGGGCAGGAGUAGGGGCUGCAGGGAGGCUCCAGCCCAAUGGCUUGGCCUGAUCCAUUCCACUGGGCCCCCAGGGGCAUGGAUGCAGCCACCUUUGAGAUCUUCAGUACCUUCCCACUCAUGGUCUACCAGGACGACACACUCACACUGCAGGAUGCAGGCCUGGUGCCCAACGCAACACUGCUACUGCGGCCAUGCAGGGCCCCAUUGUCUGACCCUGGCCCCAACUCCAGCUCUAGCCAUGAAUAAAGUGCCUGGCCCUGACACCAUCAGCUCUACCAGGAUGUUUUGGCAGGGCAGUCUGGAGGGGAAGGCAGAGGCCAGGGAGGGGUGGUGCUGACCCUCCCCUCGGUAACCUGAGCCUCAUCUGGCAGGACUGGCUGCUGGGUCUUCGUCGUCUAGGUUCUUCUUUCUCCUAAGAAGGGAGGCUAAGUGGAUCCUGUGAAGGGAAGGAUCCUGAGGAGGGAGUUGCCAACCCCAGCUGGGUUUCCAUUCUCAGCCUCAGCUGGGGUGGCAGAGCCUCACCUGGCAAGCGUUCAGUCAGCAGACACCUGUGUGCAGAAACACACAGACCCAUAAGCUCAUGGGGACACUUCCUCAAUACUAUGCACAAAGUCACUGCCAAACUAUACUCAUGCCUUCAAAAUGACAGAACUGUGGCUGUGUACCCUUUCCCAUGACACACCCACACUAACCAAUCCAAUCCAAGGGUGGGCAGCCCCAGGGCAGGCAUGCAAAUGGAUACCAACACACAACUGUGACCUGGAGAGUGGACCCCACUGUCUCCAGAAACCAUGGGUCCAUACAGGCACGUGUGUGCCUGACAUGCACUUACACACAUGCUGAAGCGCCACACACGAGCACAGC
This is a messenger RNA of Ictidomys tridecemlineatus (thirteen-lined ground squirrel), 2526 nucleotides long. The record is from RefSeq and is a predicted model, not a curated record. Lineage: Eukaryota; Metazoa; Chordata; Mammalia; Rodentia; Sciuridae.